CGUUGUCGGCUGCUACGAGAAAAACGUGUUGAUCCACUACGGAUGUCUUGAAUUUUAUCCUGAAAUCGUUUACGAAAGACACACUAUGGCUUCAUUUGAUACUCAAGAGCACCAGCACAUUCGUUACAACCCUCUGAAGGCUGACUGGGUGCUGGUCUCACCACAUCGCAUGAAGAGACCCUGGAAAGGACAGGUGGAGAAGCCAGAGGAGAACAGUAUACCCAGGUUUGACCCGAACAACCCACUAUGUCCAGGGGUGACCAGAAGCAAUGGACAGAUAACUCCGAACUAUGAGAGCACAUACGUCUUCACCAAUGACUUCCCUGCUUUGCUGGAAGAAGGCCCAGAUUAUGAGUCACAUGACAACCCUCUAUUCCGCUGCGCCUCAGCUAAAGGUACCUGUAAGGUGAUGUGCUUCCACCCCCACUCUGACCUCACUCUGCCUCUGAUGACCCCCUCCGAGAUACGAGCUGUUAUUGACAUGUGGGUAGAGAUCUAUGCUGACCUGGGCAAGAAAUACGACUGGGUCCAGAUAUUUGAGAACAGAGGAGCUGUCAUGGGCUGCUCAAACCCUCAUCCACAUUGUCAGGUGUGGGCCAGCUCAUUUAUGCCUAAUGAACCAGCCAUUAAGGACAGGACACAGAGAGAGUAUUACCAGAAACACAAAGUGCCAAUGCUGGUGGACUAUGUUAAGCAGGAGAUUAGCAAACGAACGGAGCGGGUACUUCUAGAGAAUGAGAGUUGGGUGUGGCUGGUUCCUUACUGGGCAGUGUGGCCAUACGAGACCAUGCUCCUGCCUAAACGCCACGUCCCCUCCCUCACAGAUCUGACUGAUGCAGAGAAAACUGCUUUGGCAGACAUUAUGAAGAAGCUAUUGACAAAGUAUGACAACUUGUUUGAAGUCUCUUUCCCAUACUCAAUGGGAUGGCAUGGUGCACCCACAGGUAGUAAGGCCAGUCAAGAUAACAACCACUGGCAACUCCAUGCACUGUACUUCCCCCCUCUGCUGAGAUCAGCCACGGUGAAGAAGUUCAUGGUGGGUUAUGAGAUGUUGGCUCAGGCCCAGAGAGAUUUAACAGCUGAGCAGGCAGCUCAGAAGUUGAGAGAUUUACCCGAUUUCCAUUACAAGCUGCAAUCAGGUGAAAAGUGAAAUCACAAGACAGGUUAAUGGUGCGAUCUGAGUGAGAGUGGUAGAAUCUCAGCCUCAUUGUCAGUGUGUCUUGGUGGAGAUAGGGGUUUUGUUGAUGUGUAUAGGAUAUGUAUCUAUACAGUAUUUAUGAAGGGAUAAUACCCUCUUCAUGUUGUAGAGUGCUAAUUUUCAUUAUGAAUCUCAGGUGGUUUUUUAUUAUGGACCUGGUUGUAAAGAUGACGCUAAAAUCACAACAAGUACAAGAUUUUUGUACGAGCUUUGCAAGCAUAAUGAAAGUAUUUGUAAUGAGAAACUUGAGGCAAUGAUGUGGAUGAUAAAGAGUUACAUGUUAUGUCCAAAUGCCCGAAACAAUUGCCAAAAAGUGCUAAAAAAAGAAAUAAUUACCAGGCUGAACUUUUUGUUAUUGCCUUGAUUUUUAUUAGUGAUGUGUUUUUUGUCUCCCACUGUGAACUGAUUGUAGGUCAUAGGAAUUGGCAUUGUCUGUCAGUUUGUCAUUUUGUUGCCUGGGAAACAAUGCUGGAAUACUGUGACUGGUUUUCUUCAAACUUGAAAAGUAGUGAUUGUAUGUUAUAAAUUAGAGAAUGGCUGGGAUUGGUUUUCAGUGAAAAUUAUAAAUUGUAAUAUAAUAUUAAUAAAUAAUAUAACAUUAAUUUUAAACAUGUCUUGGAACUGUAAAUGUUAAAUCGCCAUGCUCUUCCACUUCGCCAUUGAUUUGGCUGUUUUGGACAGAGUUGCCAUUGACCUCAACGAUCUAUUUUAUGAAAGAAAUUCUACUGAUAACUGAUGCUGAUUGCACAACUAUAGAUCUGUGAUUGAAGCUGCUGUCAUGUAUAAUGUACAGAACCGAAAAGCCUUAAUUACAUUUUUGCUUGCCUCACAUUGUAUAUGUAGACAGUGAUAUUUAUGGGUUGUUUUUUUUUUAAAUACUUACUACAUUUGUACAUGUAUUUUUUAUAGAUACAAUGGAAUGAGUUUGAGGUGUAUUAAAUAGUAUUUAAACAAUGGUUGUAUUUGUAAGAAUUGGGUGAAGAUUUUUUAGUACUAUUGUUAUAAAUUUUGCAAGGUUAUGACUUUUGAAAUUUUUUUAACAUUUUUAGUGUUUUUAUGUUCUGGAGAGUAGAGAUGCAGUAGCGUUUUGUGCAGACAGCUGCAGUGCUAUCACUUCUACUGAAAUUCGUUACCAUUUCUGCAAUUUAUGGGUGGUUUUAAUUUGAUUUUGGAGACAAAACUACACUGGUUGGAUUUAAAUAUGUCAGGGCUUCACUGAAAGUAUAGUUUUAUCAGUCUACACAGAAUAGUUCUCUCAGAAUUUGCUUAAAUAAACAUGUUGCAAACGUCAGAAAAGGUUGAAGAAUUACAGUAGUGUUUUUAUUCUUCAAAGUAAUUUUCAGAUUGAGCAUCAUACAUAUUAAUUAUAUUAAUUGUACCAUCUUUAUGCCUAUCUUUCGUAAUGCCAGUAUAGAGCAAGGGAUGGUCAAGUUCACUUAUUUUAAGGGCAGUUUAUUUAGUAAUUGUAUGUGCUACUUUCUGAUGUGCAGUUUCAAGUUCAAAAUAACAUUCUUGUUUACAUCAUAACAAAGAUGCAUAUAAGACUACAGUCAAGAACUACAAAAGAAAUUUCUAUAACAUUUUUUGUUCGUUAUUAUAGGAUUAUGUGUAUAUAUAUAUUUUUUUAUUUGAAGUUUUAGAUUGAAUGUACGUUAGUGGUUAUGUUUGGUGGAGGAAACAAGUGCCUUGAGUAAUCAUCACUUUUCCUCAAGAUACCCGACAUACCUCACAAGAUAACUUCAGCUCGAUUUAGAGCAUGUAACCUCUUUUUUUAAGCUACCAAUCAGCUUCGCGGAGAACUACGCCUUAGGUUAAUUAGCUGGCAAGAGUGGACAUUAUUGAUUGUUAGGUAUUUGUUUGUAUUUUACCCUGUUUAUUGGAGCUGUGUGCAUUUGGUGUCAAAAAGUCACUUAUCACUCCAAAUCAAC
Messenger RNA from Liolophura sinensis, 3126 nucleotides. RefSeq names its product galactose-1-phosphate uridylyltransferase-like. NCBI's taxonomy places the organism in Eukaryota, Metazoa, Mollusca, Polyplacophora, Chitonida, Chitonidae. The record is from RefSeq and is a predicted model, not a curated record. Bases 86 to 1150 code for a protein of 354 amino acids. The transcript has 10 exons. Gene Ontology annotation, biological process: beta-D-galactose catabolic process via UDP-galactose, Leloir pathway. Gene Ontology annotation, molecular function: zinc ion binding; UDP-glucose:hexose-1-phosphate uridylyltransferase activity. Gene Ontology annotation, cellular component: cytoplasm.